Molecule: messenger RNA, 4940 nt
Organism: Numida meleagris (helmeted guineafowl)
Lineage: Eukaryota; Metazoa; Chordata; Aves; Galliformes; Numididae
Gene: PRDM16
Product: PR/SET domain 16
Exons: 22
Coding region: 816-4655 (1279 amino acids)
Biological process (GO): regulation of transcription by RNA polymerase II
Cellular component (GO): nucleus
Molecular function (GO): histone H3K9 methyltransferase activity; protein binding; DNA-binding transcription activator activity, RNA polymerase II-specific
Source: RefSeq, a predicted model, not a curated record
GUCACACGAGCAUCUACAACGACAGCCUGUAAAGCAGAAAAUCGACAUGAGGGGCUGCUGAGCACAAUUUCUCUGCGCUUAGGACGUGCAGUUUCCCUGCUGACAGACACAAGCCAGAGACCUGUGUCGAGCCGGGAGUUGUCUUACUGGGGAGCAAAGCCACGAGAAGAAACAUGCAUCAGAGGUCAACAGUCCGCACCCACACGCUGUUGACCAGAAAGAGCCACACACGCUUCUCGGAGUUUCCGCACCACGAAUGAGCAGGAACGAUGAGGCCGAGAGCAGGGCAGGGCUCCUGGCGGGGCCCCGGGGGUCUCGCCCUCCCUCUGAGCCCCUCACAUGUACCUGGCAGCGGCGUUCGGCGGAGCGGCCCGGGCUUCCCGAGUCGAGAUGAAAAAACCCUGAGCCUACACUCUGCCUUGCCAGUCGCUGUUUCCUGUCACUUGCGAUGGCCUCUUCCCAGGACGAAUGGAGAACUACCAGAGAUUAAGCCAGCACUUGAUUAAGAAAAGAAGAGCAACCGAACCGACACGUGGCCAGCCUCAGCAAAACCCAGCACUGCGGUGCUCGGUGCCUGCUGCUCCGUUUUGGGAAGAGGAAUAUUUCUGGUGAUGUCAGUGAAGUUACCUGUGUGCAGCUCUGGAGCAAUCCGUUGCAGGCAGCUGUGGAGCUCUCUGGGAAAUGGGGACCUUGCAGAGCUCAUCACAGCUGACCUGGCUCACGCAGAGGACACCUAUGGAGGAGGAUGAAGCCCAGCAGCGACGUGACGCAGCAAUGCACAAGGGCAUGCUGGAACCAGUCUGACUAUUGCCAUUAUGGGUACCCAAUUUCUGUGCAUCAGGAGACGUCUCUUUGCUGUGGUGGGAGAAGAAAACAGCAAAUGUGACAGCGAGAUUGUAAAUAAUAUGUACGAGACCGACCCUGAUCUCCUUGCUGGCGAAAGUGCAGAGGAGGAAACAGAGGACAGUAUUAUGUCCCCCAUCCCUGUCGGACCUCCAUCACCCUUUCCCACCAGCGAGGACUUCACUCCCAAGGAGGGCUCGCCCUAUGAAGCUCCCGUCUACAUUCCUGAUGACAUUCCAAUCCCACCAGAUUUUGAACUCAGAGAAUCUUCGAUUCCAGGGGCAGGGCUAGGGAUUUGGGCCAAAAAGAAGAUUGAAGUUGGGGAAAGAUUUGGACCUUAUAUGACAGUACAAAGGAGCACAUUAAAGGAAACAAACUUUGGAUGGGAGCAAAUGCUGACUGAUCCCGAGGUGACCUCCCAGGAGGGCAAUAUAAAAAAGAUUGCUGACGACCUGGGAAACGAGAAAUUCUGCAUCGAUGCCAGCCAGAGCGGAGCAGGGACCUGGCUGAAGUACAUCCGUGCAGCCUGCUCCUGUGCCGAGCAGAACCUCGCCGUGUGCCACGUCAACGACCAGAUCUAUUAUAAAGUUAUUAAGGAAAUCGAGCCGGGAGAGGAGCUCUUGGUGUGCGCGAAGGAAGGCGGCUAUUCCCUGGGGAACAUGGCACCCAGCAUGGAAGAGGAGCACACGUUCCGCUGCGAGGACUGCGAUGAGCUCUUCCAGUCCAAGCUGGACCUGCGGCGGCACAAGAAGUACGCGUGCAGCGCCGUGAGCUCGCUCUAUGAGACGCUCAACGACGAGAUCAAGCAGGAGGGCCUCGGCGAUGGGCAGGUCUUCGAGUGCAAGGACUGCGAGAGGAUGUUCCCCAACAAGUACAGCCUGGAGCAGCACAUGGUGAUCCACACCGAGGAGCGGGAGUACAAGUGCGACCAGUGCCCCAAGGCCUUCAACUGGAAAUCCAACCUGAUCCGCCACCAGAUGUCUCACGACAGCGGGAAGCGCUUCGAGUGCGAAAACUGCGUUAAGGUGUUUACCGACCCGAGCAACCUCCAGCGGCACAUCCGUUCCCAGCACGUCGGCGCGCGAGCCCAUGCCUGCCCGGACUGCGGCAAAACCUUUGCCACCUCGUCUGGCCUCAAACAGCACAAGCACAUUCACAGCACUGUCAAACCUUUCAUAUAUGCUUUAGGUGAGGUCUGUCACAAAUCCUACACGCAGUUCUCCAACCUCUGCCGUCACAAGCGGAUGCACGCGGACUGUCGCACCCAGAUCAAGUGCAAGGACUGCGGCCAGAUGUUCAGCACUACCUCCUCUCUCAACAAGCACCGGCGCUUCUGCGAGGGCAAGAACCAUUACAACCCCGGGGGCAUUUUUGCCCCAGGCCUCCCCUUAACGCCCACCUCCAUGAUGGACAAAUCCAAACCCUCUCCCAACCUCAACCAUGCCAGCUUGGGAUUUAACGAUUAUUUUCCAUCCCGUCCCCACCCGGGGGGUCUUCCGUUCUCACCUGCCCCCCCUGCAUUCCCUGCCCUCACUCCGGGAUUCCCAGGGAUUUUCCCACCGUCUCUAUACCCCCGGCCCCCGUUGUUACCACCCACGCAACUCCUCAAAAGUCCCCUCAACCACACCCAAGACGCAAAGCUUCCGAGCCCCCUCGGGAACCCAGCACUUCCCCUGAUCUCUGCGGUGAGCAACAGCAACCAGGCCGCCUCGGCAGAGGAGAAAUGCGAAAGCAGCCUGGAGAACUCCUACCUGGAGAAGUUAAAAGCCAGGAACAGCGACAUGUCCGAUGGCAGCGACUUCGAGGACGUCAACACAACCACGGGCACGGACCUGGAUACCACCACUGGCACCGGCUCUGACCUGGACAGUGAUGCAGAGAGCGACAGGGACAAAACGAAAGAUAAGAGCAAACAGAUGGAGAGCAAGCCAGACUUUGUCAGCAGCUCUGUGUCUGCGAGCUCCACCGGCAACACAAGUGAGAUCCCUCUCUUCUAUUCUCAGCAUUCCUUCUUUCCUCCCCCAGAAGAGCACCUGCUGCCCACCACAGGGGCAGCUAAUGACUCUAUUAAAGCUAUCGCCUCCAUCGCAGAGAAGUAUUUUGGACCUGGCUUUAUGGGGAUGCAGGAGAAAAAGAUGGGUUCGCUCCCGUAUCAUUCCAUGUUUCCGUUUCAGUUCCUCCCCAAUUUCCCCCAUUCACUCUAUCCUUUCACGGAGCGAACCCUCAAUCACAACUUGCUGGUCAAGGCAGAACCAAAGUCACCCAGGGACCUCCACAAAGUGGGCAGCACCAGCUCGGAGUCACCCUUCGAUCUCACCACAAAGCCAAAAGAGCUAAAGCCAAUCCUGCCACCGCCGAAGGUCCUGCCAGCCCCGUCCUCGGGGGAGGAACAGCCACUGGAUCUGAGCAUCGGCAACCGCAUCCGAGCCAGUCAGAACGGAGGGAGGGAGCCACGGAAAAACCACAUCUAUGGAGAGAGAAAACUAAUGGCAAGUGAAGUCUUACCCAAGAUUUCCCAGUCCCAGCUGCCUCAGCAACCAUCCCUGCAUUACGCUAAGCCAUCACCCUUUUUCAUGGAUCCCAUCUACAGCAGGGUGGAGAAGCGGAAGGUGACAGACCCUGUGGGUGCCCUAAAGGAGAAGUACCUGCGACCCUCCCCGCUGCUGUUCCACCCCCAGAUGUCAGCCAUAGAAACAAUGACGGAGAAACUGGAGAGCUUUGCAGCCAUGAAGGCAGACUCCGGCACUUCCCUGCAGCCCCUUCCACAUCACCCCUUCAACUUCCGAUCGCCGCCGCCGACGCUGUCCGACCCCAUCCUGCGCAAGGGCAAGGAGCGCUACACCUGCAGGUAUUGUGGGAAGAUCUUCCCGCGCUCAGCCAACCUGACGAGGCAUCUGCGGACACACACCGGAGAGCAGCCCUACAGGUGUAAAUACUGUGACAGGUCAUUCAGCAUUUCCUCCAACCUCCAGCGGCACGUUCGAAACAUCCAUAACAAGGAGAAGCCAUUCAAAUGCCACCUGUGCAACCGGUGCUUUGGGCAGCAGACCAACCUGGACCGACACCUUAAGAAGCACGAACACGAGAACGUUCCAGUGAGCCAGCACUCUGGAGUCAUUACAAACCACCUUGGGACCAGUGCCUCUUCCCCCAACUCGGAGUCAGACAACCAUGCACUUUUAGAUGAGAAAGAGGAUUCGUAUUUCUCUGAAAUCAGAAAUUUUAUUGCAAAUAGUGAGAUGAAUCAAGCCUCAACGUUAGCAGAUAAAAGGCCAGAAAUCCAGGAUAUCGACAGCAACUCCCAGUGUCACGGAUUAGCAAACGAGAAAACGGAAGAUGUGGAUGAUGAAGAUGAAGAGCUGGAGGAGGAGGAUGACGACAGCCUGACGGGGAAGUCACAGGAUGAAACGGUGUCACCCACUGCAGAGCCCCGAGGAGCAUACGAGGAUGAAGAAGAUGAAGAGCCCACAUCUCUCACCAUGAGCUUUGACCACACCCGAAGGUGUAUUGAGGAGGACGAAGCCGGCUUGUUAGAUUUGGAGCAGAUGCCGAAUUUUGGGAAGGGGCUGGAUCUUCGCAAAGCAGCCGAGGAAGCAUUUGAAGUUAAAGAUGUGUUUAAUUCCACCUUAGACUCUGAGACAAUAAAACAGACUCUGUACAGGCAGGCUAAAAACCAGGCUUAUGCAAUGAUGCUGUCCCUGUCUGAGAACGCUCCCCUCCACACGUCCUCCCAGAACUCCCUGGGUGCUUGGUUGGACAUGGCAGGAGCAGCUUCAGAGUCGGGGACCUUUAACCCCAUCAACCACCUCUGAGAGGUCCGCAGGGCACUGGCCGGAGUCGCGGCGAGGAGGCGGCGGUGCUGCACUUACCCCAGCAAAAACCCCAGCAAGCAGAAGAUGGGUGCAAGGGCCUCAGGGAGCGCCUGGACUCUGGGCUGAGAAAGGAACCUGUUGCAUCUGACCUACCAGUCCUGCGUUUUUACCACAGUUUUGAUUUGUAAUUUAUCGGAACGAACCUCUCCACAACUGGAUAACCCUGACACACAGCCCCAGGAUCUCACCGAAAUAGGAAUAGCAUAAAGCAAGAUGUGAAUCGCA